This is a messenger RNA of Rhipicephalus sanguineus (brown dog tick), 942 nucleotides long. RefSeq lists its product as uncharacterized. Bases 1 to 942 code for a protein of 313 amino acids. The transcript has a single exon. The record is from RefSeq and is a predicted model, not a curated record. NCBI's taxonomy places the organism in Eukaryota, Metazoa, Arthropoda, Arachnida, Ixodida, Ixodidae.
AUGGCUUCGGGGGCUCGGACUUCUGAACACAAAGCUGUGCAAGUGACGUCGGGUUCCUUUACACAUAAGUUUGUGGACACCAUAAACAGUGAGAACAUCAAUACUUUAUGUGGCCUGCCAUCAGUAGAAGUUCUUGAUGGCCUAGUAAGGUGCUACGAAAAGAUUCAUCCACUCUCGGGACGGCACCAGUUGUCUGGCAAGGAAAGAAUUGCUCUAACUUUGGUCAAGCUGGAGCACAAUAUCUCGACAGCGUUUCUCAGCCAUCUCUUCAGCUGUUCACUAACAACCUGCAGCAGUAUAAUUGCAGAAACAGUGCAGAUCUUGUCUGAGAUAUUGAAAUUAACGGUGGCUGUACCAACAAAAGAUGUUGUUGAGCAUUUGCCAAAGCGUUUCAAACAGUUCAGCAAUGUGCGUGUCAUUGUGGACUGCACAGAAAUUCCAAUAAGCCAGCCUAACUGCCUGCGAUGUGCACUGCAGUGUUAUUCCUUCUACAAGAAAGGUUUCACUGUCAAGUACAUGGUGACUGUUACCCCGAGUGGUCUCAUUGCCCACAUAAGUGAGGGAUAUGGGGGCCGAACAUCUGACAAGGCUAUAUUUGAACAAAGCCGUCUGAUUAAUGAACUUGACCCGGUAUCAGAUGCCGUAAUGGCAGACCGUGGCUUUCUGAUUGAUGACGUCUGUGCUGACCAUUUAAUUGAAUUAAUCAGGCCGCCAUUCAAAAGACAGCAAAAGCAGAUGUCUAAGGGUGACGCCCUUCGAACACAAAAGAUAGCGUCGGCAAGGGUCCACGUUGAGCGUGCGAUACAGCGUAUGAAAAUAUUUAAAGUCUUGUCGACAAGGAUUCCCUGGAGCAUGGUGGGACUACUUGAUGACAUUGUGGUAGUGGCGGCUGGUAUCACAAACUUGUCAUCCCCAAUUUUAGCAGCACAUCGUUUUUUGUGA